AUGGCCCCUGUCCACUGCCCUGUCCGAGCAGUAGCCCUCCUGGUUUCUCCGUUCGUCCAUCAGAUCGGAGAAGGCGGCAGGAAAAAGCUUUUGGUAACUCUUAUUCGACAUCCUUCCGAAUUAGUGAAUGGCCCUUCUGUUCAGCAACAAAACAAAUGCACAACGUUAGUGAAGAAUAAAACCGCAGCUGCAACUACUGCCUUGCAGCUGACAUACCCACUGUUUACUACAAAUGCUUGCUCGACUUCCGGAAACUCGAACCUCUCACAGGCACAGAGCUCGGGGAACUCCUGCUCUGCACUGGAAGCCCCCAAGCAUCAGGACAUUGGACUUCCUAGAGCGUUUUCUUUCUGUUACCAGCAGGAAAUUGAAUCCACUAAACAGACUUUAGGCGGUAGAAACAAACCUUUACCUGAGCAGGUUUGGAUUAAAGUAGGAGAAGAAGCGCUAUGUAAACAAGCAAUAAAUAAGAGGAAUCGAAGUAGAAUACAUCAGUUGGACACAAAUGUAGAACGAAGAGCCCUUGGAGAGAUUCAGAAUGUGGGCGAAGGCUCCACAGCCGCACAGGGCGCUUGGCAGUCAGCGGAGUCCUCACAGUCCAAUCUGGGGGACCAGACCCAGAGCGGGCCCCAGGGAGGAAGGUCUCAGCGUAGGGAGAGACAUAACCGAAUGGAGAGAGAUAGAAGGCGCAGAAUCCGUAUUUGCUGUGAUGAGUUGAAUCUGUUGGUCCCGUUCUGCAAUGCUGAGACAGACAAGGCCACGACUUUGCAGUGGACAACAGCCUUCUUGAAGUACAUUCAGGAGAGACACGGAGAUUCUCUCAAAAAGGAGUUCGAGAGUGUUUUCUGUGGGAAGACCGGCAGGCGGCUUAAGCUGACCAGAUCUGACGCGUUGGUGGCAUAUCCUGCGCAGGAGGGCCUGCAGGGCAGCCCGGCUGUGGAGAUCAAGUGA
This is a messenger RNA of Orycteropus afer afer, 951 nucleotides long. RefSeq names its product transcription factor like 5 (gene TCFL5). Gene Ontology annotation, molecular function: DNA-binding transcription factor activity, RNA polymerase II-specific; protein dimerization activity; RNA polymerase II cis-regulatory region sequence-specific DNA binding. Lineage: Eukaryota; Metazoa; Chordata; Mammalia; Tubulidentata; Orycteropodidae. Gene Ontology annotation, biological process: spermatogenesis; regulation of DNA-templated transcription. The record is from RefSeq and is a predicted model, not a curated record. Bases 1 to 951 code for a protein of 316 amino acids. Gene Ontology annotation, cellular component: nucleus. The transcript is spliced from 6 exons.